UGUGGGAAGGGCUUCAGAGACAGCUGCAACCUGAUCCGCCACCAGGGGAUCCACACCAGGGAGAAGCCCUACGAGUGCACGCAGUGUGGGAAAGGCUUCAGCAAGAUCUGCACCCUGAUCACCCACCAGAAGAUCCACACUGGGCAGCGGCUCUACGAGUGUCCUGAGUGUGGGAAAAAGUUUCAGACGAGCUCGAGUCUCGUCAGACAUCUGUGGAUUCACACAGAGGAGAGGCCCUUCCAGUGCCCUGACUGCGGGAAGGAUUUCAAUCGACAAUCCAGCCUUGUCAACCACCGGCGCAUCCACGCCGGGGAGAAACCCUACGAGUGUGGGAAGUGUGGGAAGAGCUUCAGCACGAGCUACCACCUGCUCCGCCACCAGAUAUUCCACACUGGGGAACGGCCCUACGAGUGCCUGAAGUGUGGGAAGAGCUUCAGCAUGAGCUACCACCUGAUCACACACCAGAAGGUCCACACCGGGGAACGGCCCUACGAGUGCUCCGAGUGUGGGAAGAGGUUUCGGAGCAGCUCCAAUCUCCUCCAGCACCAGCGGAUUCACACGGAUGAGAGGCCCUUCCGCUGCCCCGACUGCGGGAAGGGCUUCAAGCUCAACUGCCACCUCACUGUCCACCGGCGCAUCCACACCGGGGAGGCGCCCUACGAGUGUCCCGAGUGUGGGAAGGGCUUCAAAUACAGCGGUGCCUUGACCAGACACCAGCAGAGCCACCAGUAAGGGAAGCCCGGUAGAAACAUGAAAAGGAGACUCACAAGCUGAGGGCAGAAUGAAUCCGUUGAUUGCAGAGUUGAGACAGUACUUCGACAUUUAGUGUGAGAGUCUUUGUUCAGUCCUUCACACCCAGCAAUGUUGCAGGCCUGUAAUAAAUCCAUCAGCCUGA
Messenger RNA from Sturnus vulgaris (Common starling), 895 nucleotides. NCBI's taxonomy places the organism in Eukaryota, Metazoa, Chordata, Aves, Passeriformes, Sturnidae. The record is from RefSeq and is a predicted model, not a curated record.